Messenger RNA from Hydra vulgaris (swiftwater hydra), 3527 nucleotides. RefSeq lists its product as uncharacterized. The record is from RefSeq and is a predicted model, not a curated record. NCBI's taxonomy places the organism in Eukaryota, Metazoa, Cnidaria, Hydrozoa, Anthoathecata, Hydridae.
AGAGCGUGCAAAUCAGGUUGGCAAGAACUCAUCCAUGCAUAAAGUAGAUAUACACUCGGCUAUUGGCAAAAAAGCCUCGAUCAGCGAAAAAAAUGCAAAUAAUAAGUUUAUAUAAAAAUUCUUUGAGUAUACUAUGAAAUAAGUACAUAAAACAAAUAUCUGUCUUGUGCGUGACACAUUUUCUUUAGUGCUUUUGUGUGGAACAUUAAUUGCGUACAUUUCUGCUAAAAUGGGUGUUAAGCCUAUUCUAAUAUUUUUAAUGGUAACAUAUGGCUGUUGUGUAACAUUUGGGUGUUGUUCCAAAAUGACAGUAAAAAAAGAAAAUAGGGUUCGAGACAAACGAAACAUUCCGUACGCAGGUCAAACAUUACAAGCAACUUACAAUAUUCUAAGUCAUCCAAUAGUUGCAGCUGCACUUCAAAAAAUAUCGAUGGACGCAAUGGCCACUGUAGCAUCAGCCUUAAAAGAAGUUCAUCAAUCGGAAGAAAAUGAAAAAAAGAAAAAACUUAUGACAAAAACGUUAGACAAAAUUUCAAAAAUAAAUAAUGCUUCAUUACGUCAGCCUAUGCCUUUACUUCAUGACUUUGACGAUGGUUCCGGAUCAGGGGAAUUAGAAGGAGAAGAUUCUGAGGUUUCAGGGUCUGGUAAUGAAGCUGAUGUUGCUUCAAAUAUAAAAGUUCAUAAUACAACAAUUAAAAGAUCAAAAGUUAAAAAUUCUGCUAAACAUCAUCAUCGCCACCAUCAUCAUCACCACCAUCAUCGGCACCACCAUAAAAAACACGAGAAAGCAAAAAAAAAAAGUUCAACCAAUAAAGAGGAGAAUAAUCAUAAAGAAACAGAGCUGGCUUUGAAACAUAUUAAUUGGGAAUUUAUUGCAAACAAUACAAGCAUUGUUGAAAAAAUAGCAAAAGACUCUCACAUUCCUGUUAAAGAUCUUUUACAGAUUCUUCACAAUGGUGCAAGCCGCUCUGAUAUCACCAAACAAGCAGCUGCUCUUCUUAACAAAUCUAUUGAAACACAAAAUGAUCUUUCAAGGAUAUAUAGUGCUGAAGAAAAAAAACCAGAAGAUGAAGAUAAAGAACUAAUUGCUAGUAAGAAUGUAAGUCUACCAGUUCAACCAAAAGUCGAAAAGGUUCCUGUUAAAACUAAAUCAUUGAAAGAAAACGUGAAAACUGUGACAAACAAAACAGCUGCACUAGUUAUUCCAAAGAACAUACCUGACAAAUGCAGUAGCUUAGUGAAACAAUAUUCAGAUGGAGAGAUGAUUCUCAUGGACUAUUUAAAACAAAUGAAGAUUUGUAAGAAAGGAGAAGAGGUCGCAAAAAAGCUUGCCAAUACAACGCCGUUGCAAAGAGUUGCACUUGCUACUCAGGAUUUAAUUCAACAGCAAGCAUAUAUGUAUGCUUUAAAUUCAAUGAGAAAUUCGAAGCCAACAACGGCUAAAGAGGCUGCAACUGCAGAAGGUAUAAUGGACAAAUGGAGAUCAAAUAGUUUUGGCGUAAAGCCGGCACCAAAAUCUAACAUUAUACCAAAUACAAUAAAACUGUUUAUGACUCAACAAGCACCAGUUAAAGCAGCAGAACCAUUGAAAGUUUCCUCAUUGCUACCCGUUGUUGUCUCAAAAGACAACGCAAAAGUUAGCAAUUUUGAAAAAGAUGCAAAAUCAAAUGAAAAACCUGAGAUUACAAAGCGAAAAGUUAUACCUGAAAAUUUAGCUUUAUUUCAUAAAAUUAAUUUGUUAAAUGGCGAAACGGACCAGUCACUUCCUCAAACUGGUCAUGAAUCUUUAGUUAAUUUACCUAAAGUUAUCCCUGGUUUAUCAACGGGGUCUUUAAUAUCCGAUCCUAGCUCUAGGAGUCAUCAGGCAACAGAGAGUGUUGAAAUGUUUAACAGAUUUGGGUUUUUAGAAAAAAAAUCGUUUGUUCCCGACGGACAUAAAGUUACAAAUCUCAAAAUAUUUUCUCCACAAUUUUUUCAUGAAACGCUUCCUCAACAAAACAUUGCUCAACGAAGUGACAUAAACGAAGCAAUUAAUAAAGAAGUUUCGUCUCAAGCAACAUCACCUUUUACAAUAACUAACGCUGACCCAAACAGUCUUCUGCAUUUACCAAAUAAUAUGCUUUUAAACCCCAAAGCGGAACCUAAAGUUGAUGUUGGAACUAUAAAAAACUAUUUUAUACAAAGUCAUCCAUAUGAAGCAGAUAUAUCAAAUGCAAUGUUGACCAACAAAGAAAUUGAAAAAGAGCAAUUUCUUGCAAGUCUCGCUAACCCAGUUUUUCACGACAUUCCGGUUGAUAGUACAUUAACAGCUGCUAUUCAAAGAAUGUCAAACAUAAAUCCUUUGGAUAAUAUCAUAAAAAGCGUAGAACUACAAAAACGAGAUUUGAGCAAUUUAGCUGAAAAAGUUUUAGACAAUAAGAAAGACCCAAUUCUCAAAGUACAAAGUGAUAAGGCUAUCGAAAGAAGCAAAAUGAGCGUUCCAAUAGUUGACUCACAGCAGGGUCCAAAAUUGAUGGACAAAAUAAGAGAUAUAGGUAGAAUUAUUGCAACGCCAUAGAAUUAUAGUGACUUUAGUUAAUUACUGCAACAUCCACUAAAUUUUAGCAAUUGAAGUUUUUAAUCAUUUACAGUAAGAUUUUAUGCAGUUAUAUAUCAUAAUAUUUAACUAAAAUUAAACAUUACAAACAAAAUUAAAAAGUUCAAAACUACACUAAUAAUUUAAAUUUUUACUAAAAUAACACAAGAAAAAAAGUCGGAUUUUAAUAAAAUACAUUUAAAUGCAACGCAGUAACAGGUAUAAAAUUAAAUACCAUCAACACAAAAAAUUAUGGUAGUUUUAAUUCCCAUUACAGUUACUGUUGCUUAGUUACAGUUACUGUUACUUAGUUAUUGUCGAAAAUGUCGAAAAUGAAAAGAAGAUCUUAAUUUCAAAGCAGAAGAUUUUAUGUUAAUUUCUUUUAUUUAUAAAGAUAGUUAUAAAAAGAGAUAUAUCGUGUAUAAUUAUAGUAUACCUUAGUAUAACUUAUGGAGGGGUGGUAUAACAAAUAGGGAAUCCGACUUUUUUUUUUCUAAUUUUUUUGAAAUAUAAUGUUUUAAGUUUUAUAAUUAAUAUCAUUUCUUUAAAAACACUUUACAAACACUUUAUCGUUCCAGGCUAAAUUGUUUGCAAUCACCAUCCAAAAUAUAAUUUAUGUUAGGUUUAAUAAUUGUUUAUAAUGUUUAAAAAACCUUUUUUUUUUCAUUUAUUUCAAGUCGUAUGUCUUCGAUUACAAAUGUUUUUGCACUAGUUGCCUAAUUACUGAUUUUAAUUGUGUAAAUUACUAUAUCUGGUCAGUGUUUUAUUUGUAUAUUAUUUGCAUUAUGUCUGUUAAUUUUUCGUAUAAUAAUUGCGUCACACAAUGUCUUCGUUGUAAUACUUGUAUUAAGUUCUUGACAUGUUUAAAGUUCUAUUUUUGUAUCUUAUAUUUAGUUUGUAUGUAAGUUUCUUUUUGUGUAAACUCUUUUAUAGAAAAUAUUCUGUAUUUUUA